AUGGUUGCCCGAACACCUCGUGAAAUACUCCGAUGGCUCGAAAGUCUCUAUCUAACUUAUCCUGUUGUCAUACCGAGAUGGGAUCUGGCCAAUGGCUUUGCUUAUGGAGAGAUUCUUCAUGCUUACUUCUGUAAAGAGAUCAAUAUGCUAUCGUUCAUCAAUGGUCGAGCGGUCAAUGCUCGAUUAUUAAACUGGGCGCUGAUCAAACAGUUUUUAGCGAAGAAAAAGUUACCUAUUUCAAUUCAUCUCAUCGAUGCAACUCUUCAUGGCAAGGAUGGCGCGGCUGAAGAAUUGCUUGAACAAACAUAUCAAUUAUUAACAAAUAAGCAAGCGUUUAUUGACCCGCCUUACGGACGUGAUGCAGAAUAUUCGGAUCAUCCCUAUCAACAAAAUUUACAAUAUUUCGAACAAGCAAAUACGUGUAAGGCAAUCAAGAAUAAUACGAAAAUUACGGAACUUAUCACUGAUCCAUCGUAUGCGUACCAUGCGAAAAAAUGUGAAGCUAUUAUCGAACAAGCCCAAGCCGAUCGGCAAACUAUUCGAGCAGCUCAUCCGCAGCGGUUUCGUGCUAAACGAACGUUGGCCGAACGAUGUUUUCGCGAACCAUUACAAGCUGAUCUGAGUCCUCAAGAUUGGUAUACGAAAUCAUUUGACUCAGGCUCACGUUCAGCAGUUUCACUAAGUAAUAAAAGUACAACAAAACUUCAAUCUCGACAUACAUCGGCUGAUCUAUCAAAGAAUGCUUCGACAAUGCAACGCUAUGAUGAAGGACGUAUCGAAGCAAAUGAAGACAGUUCUCUCUACAAGGAGAUCAUUAUUCGGCAACAUGCAGUGCCUUUAGGUGAUUUGAUACAAACAAUCGAAACAUAA
Adineta ricciae is the source of this 870-nucleotide messenger RNA. Lineage: Eukaryota; Metazoa; Rotifera; Eurotatoria; Adinetida; Adinetidae. The record is from the annotation of a GenBank genome assembly.